CCUACACAUUCUUGCCUCGAACCUGCAGGGAAAUAAUAAUUGAGUACACACAACAUAUCCAAAAGCUGGGAAACUUUUUGUUCAUGUUACUAUCCGAGGCACUGGGGCUAAAACCGAACCAUCUCAAAGAAAUGGAGUGUGCCAGAGGUGUUUAUCAUGUAAUCCAUUAUUCUCCGCCGUGUCCAGAACCACAUCUAACUCUGGGAUCCAGCAAGCAUUCUGAUCCUGGCUUCCUGACUGUUCUUCUACAGGACCACAUCGGUGGUCUGCAGGUUUUGCAUCAGGACCAGUGGGUUGAUGUAUGUCCCAUACCUGGAGCUCUGGUUAUCAACAUUGGUGAUCUAUUACAGCUGAUUUCUAAUGACAAGUUUAAAAGUGUUGAACAUCGAGUACUUGCUAGCAAGAUUGGCCCGAGAAUUUCAGUGGCAUCGUUCUUUAGUACGCAUAUAUCUCCCUCUUCAAAGAUGUAUGGCCCCAUAGAGGAGCUGUUAUCCGCUGAAUAUCCUCCUAUAUAUCGCGAGAUCACAAUAAAGGAGUUUGUCACACGUUAUAGAUCCAAAGGAUUGGAUGGACAAUCAACACUAAUCUAUUUCAAGGUAUGAAUACUACACUUACUCUGGAGAUGUGUAUUGUGUGUGAGGGAAAAAAUUUCUACAUGGUAAGAUGAAAUGUAUGCAAACUUUGAGUUUAUGGGUGUGUGUAUGUCCGUAUGUAUAUACUUUUGUGUGUACGUGUAUGCGUAGUAAAGCUAGAUAAACUUAAGUUGAGA
Asparagus officinalis (garden asparagus) is the source of this 769-nucleotide messenger RNA. Its product is annotated as 1-aminocyclopropane-1-carboxylate oxidase homolog 1-like. Bases 84 to 602 code for a protein of 172 amino acids. Lineage: Eukaryota; Viridiplantae; Streptophyta; Magnoliopsida; Asparagales; Asparagaceae. The transcript has 3 exons. The record is from RefSeq and is a predicted model, not a curated record.